CGAGUCAUUCACAGGCAGAGUCACCUCCCUUUGUUUUUAAUGCAAAACGAUCAUUGUGAUUUUUCUACCAUGAGUUAGUGGUGGGGUGGGCUUUGCCAAUUCUGCGUUUUGGUCUUACCCUGAACACACCAUAAGAGACUCCCCCCCUCUUCUUGCUGCUUCCCAAGACUCCCAGGAAAACAGCUUCCGUAGCACAUUCUGCCCAGGGCACAGCUGGAAUGAGCACUGUGGACAGUUCCGCGGACCAAGCAGAGAGUGCUCAAUCCUCAAGAAGAAAGAAUUUGACAGAUCCUCUUGAACAAAAGAUAAGGUGCUUAGAGAAACAGAGAAAAGAGCUCCUGCAAGUCAAUCAGCAGUGGGACCAGCAGUUUAGAAGCAUGAAGGAGGUGUAUGAAAGAAAGGUGGCGGAGCUGAGGACCCGGCUGCGCGCGGCCGAGGGCGCCCUGGGCGAGCUGGAGUGCGAGCGGCGGAGCCAGAGCGCGGGUGGCGCCGCCCGGGGCCCGCGGCGGGAAGAGGAAAGGGAAACCCUAAACGAAGAAUUACAGGAACUGAAGAAAGAGAAUAAGCUUUUGAAGGAAAAAAAUGCUCUUGCGAUGAAGAAGAAAGAGCAUUAUGAAUGUGAAAUACAACGCCUUAACAAGGCUCUUCAGGACGUCUUGAAAAUCGAGGGUGCUUCGUCUCCUGGGGACCGGCGGGGGAUGUGCCCUGUGGAGUGCAGCCACACGGCCACGAGAACGGAAGUGGAAGUUCUCAAGCAGCAGGUACAAAUAUAUGAAGAAGACUUCAGAAAGGAGCGAUCCGAUCGGGAAAGGCUCAGUCGAGAGAAAGAAGAGCUGCGGCGGGCUCAUCAAGCUUCCCGGGCCCAGCUGACCAGGCUGAGUUCCCAGAUCAAAGUUUGUCAGAUGGAGAAAGAAAAACUAGAAAAACAACUAAAACAGAUACACUUCCCGGCCUGCACCUGUGGCUUGGCUUUCCACCUGCGGGACCCGGGGGUGCCAGCAGGCCCACGCACCACGCAGGACCAGUGGGAGCAUCCACCGGGCCCUCCAAGGUGUGCUCUGGACCUGCUUCCGCCAGACGGGCAGCACAAGGACAACGGUCUCUCCUCAGAAAAGAAGCCCCCCAAGUAGGAGCAGUCUUCUGCAGAGCACUGGAGCAGAGGGGACCCGGCCAGGGCACUGGUUUGUGUCUUCUCCACUCCUGCAGCCCAUCAGCUCCGUCACUCAGCCGGGUCCUGCUCCCACGGGCUCAGACAGAGGAAAAGUUUCUGGCCACCGAGAUCCUGAUGUGCUGGAGGGGCCAGUUUCUGAACAGCCCGAUCCAGUUCCUCCAAAGGACAGCUGGAGCCGGCUGAGGUGCUGCUCCCUGAAGUGUCCGUCUGCACAUGGCUGGGGCUUACAAAGACGACCGGCGUGUGGAUACCCGCGCUCCUGGGAGGGGCUGGUGGCUGGGCCUCCACACUGUCCGUGUUUACCCAGGACCUUAGUUCUUCAGCCAUGUGGUCAGAUACUGUGCUCUGCAGCGCUGGCCUGAGAGACCUGGAAAUUGGGUUGAGGAGGUGCACAUACUUCUUUCAGUUGGGCAAGCGUUUCAGGCUGAAUAAAAUGGCAAUCUUAAAACUA
Messenger RNA from Marmota flaviventris (yellow-bellied marmot), 1622 nucleotides. It is a transcript of the gene Tnip3, whose product is annotated as TNFAIP3 interacting protein 3. NCBI's taxonomy places the organism in Eukaryota, Metazoa, Chordata, Mammalia, Rodentia, Sciuridae. The record is from RefSeq and is a predicted model, not a curated record. Gene Ontology annotation, biological process: cellular response to lipopolysaccharide; regulation of transcription by RNA polymerase II.